Molecule: messenger RNA, 664 nt
Organism: Acomys russatus (golden spiny mouse)
Lineage: Eukaryota; Metazoa; Chordata; Mammalia; Rodentia; Muridae
Gene: Litaf
Product: lipopolysaccharide induced TNF factor
Exons: 4
Coding region: 100-585 (161 amino acids)
Biological process (GO): regulation of cytokine production
Molecular function (GO): zinc ion binding
Source: RefSeq, a predicted model, not a curated record
CCCCGCCCCGGCUUGCCCUGCCUCCCCGGAGCCUUCCCGGCCCGCGCGCGCGGCCAGCUCAGACCUCCCGGCUAGACUGGCGGCGCGGGCGACGGUAAAAUGUCGGCUCCAGGACCUUACCAAGCAGCUGCAGGCCCUUCUGCAAUGCCCACAGCACCCCCAACCUAUGAAGAGACAGUGGGUGUCAACAGUGGCUACCCAGUGCCCUCAGCACCUAUGCCAGGGCCAGGCACAGGCCUCAUCACAGGCCCCGAUGGGAAAGGCAUGACUCCGCCUUCGUACUACACCCAACCUGCGCCUGUUCCCAACGCCAAUGCAAUUGCCGUGCAGACCGUGUAUGUGCAGCAGCCUGUCUCCUUUUACGACCGCCCUGUCCAGAUGUGCUGUCCAUCCUGCAGCAAGAUGAUCGUGACCCAGCUGUCCUACAAUGCGGGCGCCCUCACCUGGCUCUCCUGCGGCAGUCUGUGUCUGCUGGGAUGCAUCGCUGGCUGCUGCUUCAUCCCAUUCUGCGUAGAUGCCCUGCAGGACGUGGACCAUUACUGCCCCAACUGCAAAGCGCUUCUGGGCACCUACAAGCGCCUGUAGGACUCGGCUGGCCAGCCAUAAGGAAGAUGGUAGACAAUGUGCUACCGGAAGUCACCUGACCCUUGCCCAGCACACCCAG